UUCUUGUCUAGGUACUAGUACAUCAAAAGUUGAUGUUCUAGGCUUAUGUUUUUUACUCUUCAUAAUCGUGUCUGUUAUCGUAUGUUUGCAUAUAGGCUGACGUAUUACAAUUUUGAUUGAGCGAUGAAACCAAAGUGUUUUAGCAAGCAUACAGGUGAAAAGAAGGAGUUACCUUUUGACUGUUUCGCUGAUUGUUCACAGAAACGGCCUCGUUCAUAGAGUGCAUCUUACUGCUUUAUAAUCACAUAGAGAAGUGUUUGUAUUUAAUCAUUAGCACUGAUAGUGAAAAAGCAGUUAGUUAAUAUUUAGCAUUAAUUAUUUUCCUUAAUUUAUAUAGUUAUAUUUUUUUGGAUUUGAAUAAAAGUGAUAGGAAAAUAUAUCAAAAAUGAAAACAAAUGGAAUUUUAUUGUGUGUAUCUGUUCUGGCAGUUUUCAUAGUAAGGACCUUUGCGCAAUCGAGAGGCGAUCAAGAGAACGACAAUGCCAAAUAUAUCGAUGAGGCUGUUCAGAUCGUUAGCACUGUUUUUCACAAAUACAAACCCGAAGUACCUCCCAGAAAACAUUAUCCUGACCCAGUUUUGCUGAGUGUGAAUUUAAAUGUGUUGCACAUAUCAAGUCUUGACAUUGUUGCUCAAACAUUGGAAUCAACAGUUGAACUUGAAGUUAAUUGGAAUGACACCCGACUGUCUUGGUAUCCACUUGUUGUCAAGGAAAUAACUGUGGACGAGAAAAAGAUUUGGACUCCAUCUCUACAUAUUUCAAAUGUGGCUGGAGAGCAGAAAGAAGUCGACAGUCCUAAAUUUGUUAUCAAGAGCAACGGGAGAAUCUAUAUGCAUCGACGUUUGCAAGUUAAGACUUUCUGUGAAACAAAUCUCACGUCAUCCGUUGUAGAUUGUGAUAUAAUUUUGGGUUCAAACCUUCUAAAUGAAAAAAUCAUUAAUUUUGACAUGAACAAUUCAGCAUGUAUGCUAUCAAGAACUGCUCAUUCGAUUCAAGCUUCGAUCGGCGAACCAAACCUUCGACUUGUCGAACGGCCAAUGUUAAAGGCCGACGCAACGUUUCCAGAAUUUGUAUGUAGUUUAAAUAUUGAGGAUUCGAAGUGCUGCAAAGGCACCACAAAAGGAAUGUUAAGCUCUGAUAAUAACGCAGCUGCUGGGAUACCACUUACUUCAUAUUUAUUCAUAUUGACUGUUUUAUUACUAUUUAUAUCAUGAUCACUAUGUUAAUUUAUAUCAAAAUUAUUUUGUAUGUUAGAAAAAAAAGUAAUGAACAUUUUCUAUCUAUCAAAACAACACAUUGAAAGUGGAAGCAUAUCGUUGCCAACUAAAAUGGUCUACCAAAAUUUAACGCAAAUGAAAAUUUUCCUCUUGUAUCUAGGACGCAGAGAGCCGUUUUAUGACUACCAUUUCAUGUUUAAGUGAAAUUCUGCUUAUGUCAGUGCUAGGGGAAUGGACGGUAGUUUGCGUUUGACAGUACCGUCCAUGAACAGGCUCAAUCAAACCGAGCAUGCAGCAUAUUCAAUUUUGCCGUGUUGGGCUUUCUUUAGGGAUUCGUAUUUUCGUAUUUUCUCUAUUUUUAGAAAAAAAAUGUUUAAGUCAUGAUUCCUUACGUCAAGUAAUUUUACAUUGAUUAAAAUAACAAUGCAAGUAUAAAUCUCAUAAUACAUGCGAAUGUAGGAUUUUAUGACUUUAUUCAUAUCAUAUCGCAUACUUAAUGCUUCAGUCUCGGGGUUUGUUUAAAUUAAUUAUAAACAAGGAAAAUAUAGUAAAUAAGUGUGCCUUUACAAUAGUUAAUCAUGCACACAAGUUGUAAUGCUCGUUUUGUAACAGUGUGUAAUGUAUAGAGGUGGAUUUUGAAUGAGUGGAGAUUUAAAACUUAAUUUAUUGAACGGGUGGAAUACAAUUAAUUAUAUUAUGCAAUCCUCUGUCGAGCAUAAUAUUAUUUUAUUUAACGAGUUCAAUAAAGUCAGCGAUGAACCUUAACGAAUAUAAUAUUCUAUUUAUCACAUACCCAUAAUAACGACUGUUUCAAUUCAAAAGAAUCAAUUUUCAUUGACACGCCUUGGCCUAUAAUUUAUUAUGUUUAGUCUUAACAUAAUGUUUGUAAAACGCAAAUGACGUCACGCAAAAUAUAUGCACGGACUUGCAAUACCAUUUUCAGGGUGUCGGAAAAUUGGCACGGGUAUAUGAUAAACGAUGGUUAUAUAACUCUGUAUCGUUAUAUUUUUUAUAUUGGUAUAUGACGCACACCGUAAUAUUGAUGAGAAAUCGGUUUAUCUAACGAAUAUUGUUUGAAAGUGCAUUAAGAUAUAUAUUUGCUAAUUGCCGACUGGAAAAUAAUUAUUAAUAUUUUAAUUAAAAUAAUUACAGAAAACCUGGAAUGAAAGGAAUGUGGUAGUGUAUUUUAUGGCAUGCGUGGAAUCAUCAUUUAACCAACUCAGAUAGCUGGAGAAUAGCGCGACCCUGUACAUUUCAAUCUAUUUUACGAAGAAUAUUAAUGUAUAGUAACCUACAUAGAUACAAAGAUUAUAAAUCGUUCAUGAUACACCCAUAACAAAUGGUCACGAAAACAGCAUAACUUUAAAUUAUUUUAAAAUUUCAAUUGAAUUGGCAUACAAUAUAUUGUUUUAGACCUACAUCAAAAGGAAUAUCAAGCUCCAAAGAAACGAAAAAAUAGCCCUUUUAUGUUAAAAACCCUUAGCUGGAGUGUCUUUUAUGAAUCUAAAUAUGUCAGCAUUUUUCGGGUUGUAUUGUAAUAAAUCAAAUGGCACUCUCACAUCCUAUUUUGACAAUUCUCGUAUAACAUUGCUUUAUAGAUUCAUGCCACGUGAAAGAGUUUUAUCUUCUAUGAAGUCACUGUUACAUGACACUUCCUAUAAAAUGUACAUUAGGUCGGAAAUCUAAAAAUAAGGCACACAUACACAUAUUGUAGCUGACAUAGUUUACUGUUGUUUUUUAUAUUUUCUAAAACGACUACCUGCUUAUCCUACUCAUUUAGAGACACUGUUAAUAUGUAAAUAUUUGGCCAAAGUUAAAUGAAUACAUUAAUAGUAUAUGAUUAUUCAGUCCAAUGAACAAAGUUUGUAAGGUAACUUGAAAUGUACAGUUAGUUAGUUGACAAACGUGUUUACUUAUACUAUGUUGAAGUUAACUAUUUUGACAUUUUAAUGCAACGGCACUAACACAUUGCUAUUCUUUUACAUUUUGCAAGAUUAAAUGGUUUUGUACUUGAAUCUUCAUUAAAAUGUUUGAUAGGAAACAAA
Molecule: messenger RNA, 3261 nt
Organism: Ruditapes philippinarum (Manila clam)
Lineage: Eukaryota; Metazoa; Mollusca; Bivalvia; Venerida; Veneridae
Product: neuronal acetylcholine receptor subunit alpha-5-like
Exons: 4
Coding region: 386-1213 (275 amino acids)
Biological process (GO): nervous system process; monoatomic ion transmembrane transport; regulation of membrane potential
Cellular component (GO): synapse; membrane; neuron projection
Molecular function (GO): neurotransmitter receptor activity; extracellular ligand-gated monoatomic ion channel activity; transmembrane signaling receptor activity
Source: RefSeq, a predicted model, not a curated record